This is a messenger RNA of Symbiodinium sp. CCMP2592, 3513 nucleotides long. NCBI's taxonomy places the organism in Eukaryota, Dinophyceae, Suessiales, Symbiodiniaceae. The record is from the annotation of a GenBank genome assembly.
AUGGCGUCUAGCAGCCCGGCCAUAACCUUGCAGAAGAUAGCAGGAGACUGCAUCAAAUCAGUGCGGUCGAUUGUUCCUCCGGAAAAUGAGGAGGAAGCAAUCGAUCUUAUUGUGAACAUAUGGUCAACUCUGGCGGCGCAGAUGUCUCACAGCCUCAAAGUGGGCAAGUCGAUGUCUCUGAUGCCGUUGGGAGUGCUUUUCAAUCGAUCUGCUUCCAAGCAGCUGGAGCCACAGCUGGCCAUUUCUGAGCUUUUCUUGCUGCAGUAUGGCAUCUCGAUGAAGCCGGGCGACCAGGGACAACCUGGUCCCAGCACGAAAGCUGCGUACGGAGAGAUUGCAGCUGCAGUGCAUGUGGCCGACAAAGCCAUCAUACCGAACGUCAUCAAUGCGGUGCUUCACCGGUUCGGAGAGAUGUGUGCCCAGCACGCGGUGGUCCAGGUGGACUUCGCCCCACUUGGGGAGCUCAAGUGCGAGCACCAGCGCUUGGAAUUCGUCUCCUCCAGUGUUCAGACGAAGGAGAUGGCUCCUUCUACUGAGCCGGGAAAGACGGUGAAAUCACUGAUGCAGAGACGGGGCCGUAAACCGGACCCAUUGCCCUCCGAAGGUCCGCCCAUGGUCCCGGGCAUCGCCGUCACCAUACGGGCAGAGGAGGACAGCCUCAACAUCCCAAGUGAUGCUUUGAAAUCAGGCUGGACAGGUCGCUCUGCUCCGGGCCAAGCCCCAUCGCCACGGCGACCACAGGGACUCAGCCCCGCGGCCCACGCCACACAAAGCCUUGAGUCGAAGUCCAAUUUGGAGCUCUUUGUGAAAUCGCAUCCAGCGAAGGCGAUCGACUACCCGCCGCUGCUCGAUGAGUUCUCGCGCACGUUGGCAGCGCCGUACGGUGAGGACCUCCAGCACGGGAGCAGCUCUGGAAGAAUAGCGUCGCACCUUUCGCCCUUGGCCGGGAUGUUAGUCUGGAGCCAUGAGGCCAAGUGCUUGAAGUGGCGGAUCAAGAAGCUUCCAAAGAAGGACAGCAAAGGUCAGAACCCCGAGUUCGCACCUUCAGACGUCCUGGAGCGAACGUUCGAGAACAGUCAGAUACUUCCAGGCUCCUCCCUCGACUUGGAGCUGAAGGAUGCAGGCAUCUCGAGGCGUGUCUUCUAUGGCACGCUGCUGCGAUACAACUACUACAUUGAAGAUGGGAUUGCCGACAGCGCCGUGGCGCCCAUCAACCCGGAGUGGGUCGAAAACGUAGGUUUUUUGGUUGAGGCAGAGCGCCUGUUCAAGGAUCUGCCCGUCGAGGUGACCAAGCAGAUUACGUUAGACGUCACCUUGGAGAUGAAAGCUGGGUACGAGCGUGCCUGCAAGCGUGCAAUCGCGGACUACAUCUUCAAGGACCCUGCCACUCGCGAGCGAGCACUGGUACCAUUUCUGCCCACGCCAAUACCUGACUGGGGAACUGUUCCCUUCGAGGGCAUCGAAGGCACGGUAGGUGGACCUCCGGCCGAAUGGCGAGAUGGAAUCGAGGAAAGUCGGAACUCAGUGGUGCGGAACCUCACAGUUUGCAAUCAAUCGGCUCUACGCCUUCUGUACCUGUGGUACGGCAUGGGCUAUGGGUCCAUGCUCCUAGUGGACCUCCCGCCUCCUUCGACGGCCAUGGUAGACAUCGACCACUUUUCCGAAAGGCAGAAAGCUUGCUGCCACGAGGUGUUUGCAAAGUUCAAGUCACAGUGGUUUGAGGAAGUCUGUGCCAUCCUCCGCGAGGAGAACCUGCACUUGAGGAGCCCUGCAGAACAACGAUUCUUCGCCGGGAUCAGGGCGCUGCUGUCGGUACAGACUCGGGAGCUGGUUGCGCAGUCUGUGGCUGCCUAUGCCGACUUCUUCCGGCGUUUUGAUGACCCCAAGCCCCUGAGUCCAGAAGAGGUUGUGCGGCUCAAGGAUACGGAUGAUCGCCAGGAUGCCUUCCUUGUCGUCAAGCUGGUGCCGAAAGGUGACGAAGUGAAACUCAAGGACUCAACAGAGCGCGUGGUCGAACGUGUGGUCAGAGUGUUCAAAGAGUUCGUCGUAUGCCUGAACGACAUCCCAUCGCCCGAAAGUCGCAUUCAGGGUGGAGGAAGCGGGGCCAAAGAGAGUUCCAAGAACCUGUGGGGUACUUUCCUGGAGGAGGAGUACGUGCAGGAGGCCCAGAAGCUCAUCGAGCAGACGGUGCAGUUCAACAUGGGCAACGCUUCCGAGGCCGAGCGAAUCUACAAUGAGUAUACCUUCCUCAUCACCGAGGAGGAAAGGAUCAAGGAGUUCUUGAAGGAUUCUUCGGCAUCAAUACCGAAGUACUUAGAGAAAGUCGAUGCCCUGAAGGCAAUCGAUCUCCGCAUCCGGCAGCAGCUGCCCAACGAGAUGCGCAUGCAGAUGGUGACCGUGGAUUGCCGGGAGCUGAACGAAACACUUCGGAGCCGCGCUGCUGACUGCAUGAGCAUCUUGCUGGAGCACGUGGUCGGCAUGAACUUGGAGAGGAACGAAAGGCUCUGCAAAAGCUUCGGCAACAUCGUCGCGUCGCUCUCCAGGAAGCCCAGCAGUGCAGCAGAACUUGUCGACUUCGAACAGCAGCUGGAGCAGUUCCGAGGAAACACCUUGAAGGAAAUGACUGACGAGUUUCAGGACAUCCGUGCCUGGCAACAGAUGCUCUUCGACUGUGAGCACCUGCUUGAGCAGCGUUCCUUCAAGACAUCGGAUUGCGCUCUUCGUGGGUGCCAUGGAUAUAGCAUGGCUGAGACUCGGAAGCUUUGCGCUGAGGAUCUGGAGGCCCAGGCACUCACCGCAGCUGCAUGGGAGUCGCCUGACUUUCAGCGCGCAGCGGAGGUACUGACGACCCCGUCCAGCGGGGUGCGAGGAUGCCCAGUGAAUCCAGAACGUGGGCACCUGCAGGCUCUGCAGAUGGCUGUGGAGUGGACACUAGGAGGAUUCGACACGCGGCCAGUUCCGGAGGCCGCCGAGAAGAAACAGCGCGAUCGACUUGAGAUCCUGCUGCACUACCGGCAGCCGGAGGAGGAAGCUGGAAUGAAGCCGCGGGUGAGGAUGUAUGACUACCUUUGCGACACCCUGUUCCACGUGCCCAUGAAGAUAGUCGGGCCUGAGGUCGUCAUCCCGGAGUUUCGGGACUUGGACGGACAGCUGGUGAAGCCUGUAUGGAUGGAGGCUGAUUUUUGCGGUGGCUUCGAACGACCAAAGCCUGUCUUCGCCGCCAACCGCUAUCCCUACCAGCUGCCGGAGAGGCCUGGCAAAAACCCCCUGCAGCAACGCGCGCAGCAUUGGCUGCUGUGGUACUUGCACUUCCCCUGGGAGGAGGUGGCGGAUUUUCCGGACGAUGUCAUCGAUCAGGACGUAAGGCGGGAGCUGAUGAAGAUUGUGCACUCCGAGGGCUUCGAGAAGGUCGACUACAUCUGGUAUCGUAAUCCUGCAGCCAGCGUUCCAGAGGUGUUCCACGUGCAAGUCUUCUGGAUCAUCCCACAGGAUGCCCAGUCUUCCCUGGCCUGA